CGGAGUGCAGGAGUCCAACAUGGAGCGCCGGAGAAGAAGAGCCGAGCCCCAGAGCUGUCUUCCUGGGGACACAGCCCUCGCCGGGCUGCUCGUCGCCGUGCUGCUGGGGGUGUGGGGUGCCCAGGCCCUGGAGAUGUCGGUGGGGAAGAUACCCUUCCUCGAGGCAGUCAACGGGAGCACGGUUCUGCUGCCCUGUACCUACGCCAGUUGCAUUGGCAUUAAGAACCUGUACUUCAGGUGGCAGUUCAAUGACAACGGCACCAUGCUGAAGGUGUGUGAUUCGGUGAUCACGGAGGAAGGGGCAAAACCCGACGUUAAAAUCUACAGGGAGCGGGUGGAGUUCGUGGGUGACAGCAAGACCAACAACAUCUCCAUCCUGCUGCAUAACAUCACCUUUGAGGAUGACGGCCAGUACACCUGCUUCGGACGCAACCCGAAGGAGAAGGGCAAAAACCACAGUGCCAUCUUCACCCUCAGUGUGGUGGACGAAUUGAAGGUAGUGGACAACACUCUGACCAUCAUCAUAGUGUCAGCUGUGGGUGGAGCAAUCGGCUUGCUGGUGGCCUUCAUGUUGACGAAGAACUUUGUCCUCUUCGUCAUGGCCAAGAUCGAAGAGAAGAAUAAAGAGUGCCUUGUGAGUUCCUCAGGAAUUGAUAACACAGAAAACGGUCUCUCAGGAUCCAAAGCCGAUUCUAAAGCGACACCAAAGAAGGCGUGAAAACAUGCAUGCGUGUAUAUGUAUAUAUGUCUUCACAUGUAUAUGUAUACAUGCAGAUAUAUAUGCUAAACUGGUAUUUAGAAACAUUACUACAAUGGACGUUUUAUUUCUUUACAUAUUAAAAUAACAAUAACAAUACUAAUAAUUUUGUAAACUAUGCUUGAGACUGGGAGACAUGCAAUACACCCUGUGCUGUCUGGGCUGGAUCAAACCACACCCCCACAACCAUAUUUUAUGGCCUUAAUUGUACCAUAAACUCUACUUUGCUACAUGUGUUUUUCUUCAACAUUUCAGCUAAAUAUCUCUUGUUUUCACUGUUAACAAGAAUUAUGCGUUCCUUUCACAUUUUUCAAAGCUUGUUUAACUGCCAUUAAAAAUCAAACCUAGAUAUCAAAGUAGGGGUUGAGCAGAAUUUUACCACCAUUUUUUUGUAAAACUAUUAAAAAUACGAUUACUUGGAUGCAAUAUACCAUCAGGGUUUUCAAUUUUAAAUUUGAAUAUUACACGUCAAAAAAAGACAAUGAAAAAUUCUCUUGUCUGUAAACAUUUUUACAACAUAUUUAAACUGGAAUACCACUAAAAAUGUACUCUUAUGCCCCUCUGGAUGCGCUGUGACUGGUUGUCAUCUCAUACAACAAAUAGGUAUGCUGCUUUUCUGAUAUUUGGCAUUUAAACAAUUUCAAGAAUCUUUAAUGAUGUUCUAUUUUACCAUAGUGUUUUUGCUAAACAUGCCACAAAAGUGAUGUUUAGCUUAAGUGAUAGAAAAACUAUUUGUAGAGAUGCAAUAAUUGUAUCUUAUAUGGGACCUGGUGCCUCAUACAUGAGAGCAGCUUCAAACAACUCCAGCUUCAAACAACCCCAGCUUGACUCCAGGUUCAAAUUGGCUUGUGGCCUAUUUCAUAAGGGUGUCUGAGGUAGUUGACUGUAUAACCUCUAAAUUUAACACAAGCAAGCUUUAGGUUUCCAAAAAACUAUUAAAUGGUGAGGCAAAGUACUUUCAAUGUUCUUUUGUGGCUUACAGUCUACAGCAGGUUGUCCAAAGUAGUCCAAAAUGACCUCAAAAAUAUUUUGAGAUUGAAAUUAAUGUUUAAUAUUCAGUAUGAAACAUAUACCUCUGAAGUUCAUGAAAACUUCUUUUUGCUUCUUUUUUAUGCACACAGAUGACAGAAAGUACAUGAUUUGUUUAAUUACUUAAAAUAACACGAUGAGUAUUAUGAUGGCCCCCAAUUUUUGUUGUGCCAGGCAAAGUCA
Molecule: messenger RNA, 1969 nt
Organism: Megalops cyprinoides (Indo-Pacific tarpon)
Lineage: Eukaryota; Metazoa; Chordata; Actinopteri; Elopiformes; Megalopidae
Product: sodium channel subunit beta-4-like
Exons: 5
Coding region: 20-718 (232 amino acids)
Biological process (GO): regulation of sodium ion transmembrane transporter activity; regulation of ventricular cardiac muscle cell membrane repolarization; cardiac muscle cell action potential involved in contraction
Cellular component (GO): membrane; voltage-gated sodium channel complex
Molecular function (GO): sodium channel regulator activity; transmembrane transporter binding
Source: RefSeq, a predicted model, not a curated record